AUGGGCUACGGGGGGUUGAAGACCUGCCUGGGAAGCGCCUACCCCGGUGGUUGGUACCGCUGCACCUCUUGCUUGCUUGCGGCGGCGGGUAUCGGAUCAGUGGCCCAGGGGAGUGUUACGGAGGAACUAGCACGGCUAGCCGUGGAGUUGCACGGCAGCGCGGUCGCAGACAGCUCUUCGGUCACUUACGAGUCGGGGCGGCGGCGCUUUGUGCGCUUCUGUACGGAGGUCGCAGGGGUGCCGGAGGCGGACGCCCUGCCCCGCCAGCGUGGGUCUGACCUCAAUCGGGACCUGGUGUGUCUGUUCAUAGCGCAUGCAGUUGGCCGGUACGCGACCUCCUCCGUCACCGGCACGCUGAGCGCCCUGGCGGACUGGCAGCGGUUCAUGGGAGUCUCGCCAGAGGCAUAUAUCAGCCGCGACCCGCUGGUCAAGCGAACCCUGGGCCAAGCGUUGCGAAGCAGUUCGUCUAUCGCCACGUGGAGCGAGCGCGGGCAUUACGUCAUGGACGUGGACCUGCUGGCGCCGACCAAACGCACCGUCAACGCGCUCGGCGCCACGGAAGGCAGAGCCGGCGGAGGUAGCAGCCCUGGAGGAAGUGCUGCCGGCGCCCCCAGCACUCGCGGUGGCAGCACCGCCAGCAGUCACACCGGCGGAGGCCAACCGAACGGUCUAUUGGCCGCCUACUUGACUGCAGCUCCCCACUCGUUCGCUUGCUUUUCUAUGUUAUUGUGAUAAUAUGCCUUCUCCUAUAGGAAUGCCAUUUCCCUAUAGGGCAAAGCAUGCAGGCAUCAUGGUCUGUAAUCAAACUCCAGU
Volvox carteri f. nagariensis is the source of this 813-nucleotide messenger RNA. RefSeq lists its product as uncharacterized. NCBI's taxonomy places the organism in Eukaryota, Viridiplantae, Chlorophyta, Chlorophyceae, Chlamydomonadales, Volvocaceae. The transcript has 5 exons. The record is from RefSeq and is a predicted model, not a curated record. Bases 1 to 732 code for a protein of 243 amino acids.